AGUCCUUAACAAUUCUACGCCGGCGCAUCACCUGUUAGCUCAAUCCGACUCUACUAUUUUUUAUUUAUUUUUUUUAACAUUAGAUUCUAAUCUCAACUUCUUCUUUUUUUUCUACUUGCGCCAACUUCCCUCUUUGCACAAUGGCAGAUGCUACACCUUCAGCACCCACGUCGACGCCCGACAAGAAAUCUAAGUCUCAUAAGAAGCAUAAGCGACACCGUGAAGCCGAUAACACCGAAGGUACCGAGCGAAAGCACAAGAAAUCAAAAAGUAGCGCCAAUACUCCGGUUACCGAAGAAGAAGUCCAAGUCCAAAUAGUGGCCAACUUGCCAGAUGCGCAUAUACCGGAGACAAAAGCAAAUGGCAACGACAGCAAAGCAGAGAAGAAGAAGAGGAGACCAAGACAUAAGGAUAGGGACCAAACUAUACAAAUUGCAGAAGAGCACCAAAUAGCGCAGAAUGGCGCAGCAGACGAGAGCAGUCCUAAAAAGGAGAAGAAGUCAAAGGAACAUAAGAAGAAGCAUGAUAAGCCUGCAGCGCAUAACCAAGAGAGAGAAAAUGCCGAAGUGGAUGCUAUGGAUAUCGAUUCCAUGCCUGUUGAUACUGAUACUUCCAAUUCCGACGAAUUUGGUCAAAAGCCCGCGCCCAGCGAAUAUCCCUUCUUUACCCAGACUGUUUCGCAGUACCUGCCCCUAUUUCCGUCGGGUUUAAUUGAGCCGAUAGAAGGCUUUGCGGACCAGCAUCUCAGACCUCUGCUCAAUCGCUACGUUCCUAGCUUUCGCGGCGUUCUGCUGGCUUAUCGGAACCCCCGCAUUGGAGAGGCGCCAGGCAGGGGGUCGCUGACUGAAAAAAGUAAGGCCAAGGAGACUGUUCUACUUGAGUCCGUCAACGAGUACGCCGUAGCUUUUGGAUGGUUGACGGUCGAUGUGGACCUAUUCCGUCCGUCUCGAGGUGCGUCGAUGGAAGGUAUAGUGAACCUGCAGGGCGAGGGACAUAUCGGAGUUGUCUGCUGGAACAUGUUCAACGCUUCUAUUGAAGCAUCGCGAUUACCCCACGGCUGGCGCUGGGUUGACUUGCUAUCUAAUGAUAAAGAUAAGGGGAAGGACAGAGGCAAGGGCAAGAGAACGGACAGGGAGAAGACGGCUGAGGAAGCCAAGCUUCCGACCCCAGAACCCGUUGAAGACCAAGAAGACGACACCACCCAGAUGCACACUACGGGUUACUGGGUAAAUGAGACCGGACAGAGAAUACGAGGAGGAGCUAAACUCUACUUCCGGAUCAAGCAUUACGAGGUUGGAGUCAGUGGCGAUUACGGAUACCUAAGUAUCGAAGGUACUAUGUUGGCCGACGAAGAAGAGAAGGCUAAGACAGCCGAAGAGAUGGAGGUUCUAAGACGACGCAGGUUAAAGCAUGGUGGCGUAUUGCGGAAAGAGCAGAAACGCAUGCCUGAAUUCAGCAUGACUAAAUUCGGCGUGAAUGAAACGGAAGACAACGAGACUCAGCGUGCUCCUGUUCAGUGGGUAGCGAGUCAUCCAGGAAGUGAUACAGAAUAGGUGAACUAUAAAACCAUACAUGUAUUAUCUUUCUCAGACGUUUUGGGAGUAGGCGAAUAUUGGCGUAACUAGGGGCUGGCUGAUUGAAAGAUGAUUAAAAGUGCGGCAAAUAUCGAUAUGAGUUAGAACUUGACAAGAACCGCGUGGACACGGUCAAGAUUAAACUGUGGCCAACGUUGAAGUCUAAAUCUUGAAAGGUUUUCUUUUCGACCGAUACCAAGUUUUCAGCGUGUGGUAUUUUUGCUCAUCUAUCAAACUAUCCUAUUUUUAGGUAGUCAACAUACAUCAUUCAGUAUACCAGUUACAGCCGCUCAUUUUUCAAAACCAAU
Daldinia caldariorum is the source of this 1882-nucleotide messenger RNA. RefSeq lists its product as uncharacterized. Gene Ontology annotation, cellular component: RNA polymerase I complex. The record is from RefSeq and is a predicted model, not a curated record. The transcript is spliced from 2 exons. Lineage: Eukaryota; Fungi; Ascomycota; Sordariomycetes; Xylariales; Hypoxylaceae. Bases 141 to 1553 code for a protein of 470 amino acids. Gene Ontology annotation, biological process: DNA-templated transcription initiation.